ACACAACAAAAAUGGCAUUGAAAUGGCGACAAAAAUAUAAAAGCAGAAAAAGGCCAAAGAAACUGAAACAACGAACAACAGCAACAAGAACAAGCACUGCCCAAACAACAGCAACAUUAACACCAACACCAACAACAACCAGACUGAGAGAAAAGAGAAUACGGAGGGUUGAAGGAGUUGAAAAGUGUAGAAACAGGAUGCAGUUGCAGAUGCAGCUGCCAAAUGAGCGACACAGAAAUGUCACAAAAAUGUUGCAAAUGCUGCAAAUGUCAUCUGAAAUGGCAACAGCAAGGGCAACAAAUCUAACACAAUGUCAUGCAAUUAAAGCAGCAGGAGCUGCACCAACAACAGCAACAGCAACACCAUUGAAUACAAUGGCUUCCAGCUGGAGGAGCAGCAGCAACAACCUCCUUCUCCAUCAGCAACAACAACAACAACAGCAUCAUCACCAUCAGCAUCAGCAUGAGCGGCAGCGGCGACAACCGUUUCCGGCGUCAAUGCUAACAUGGCUCGUCUGUGUGGCAUUGAGUCUCGUCCUGGCCACUGCCUCACCCUCUCCCGCCUCCUCAUCUGCUGCUGGUCCUGGUGGCUCUGGUCCUGGCAAACCUGCCAAUUUGCAAAUGGGUCCCGCUUCCGGCUCCGCCACCGGUUGCUCCCUGGCCGAGUUUAGUUGCUCCAAUGGACGCUGCGUGCCGUUGAGCAAAUUCUGCAAUAACAACAACGACUGCGGCGAUGGCAGUGAUGAGCCACGAUUUUGCACACGCUGUAAUCGCACCUACUAUGGCGACAUUGGACAGACUUAUGCCUUGGAACUGCAUCGACCCAAACAGGAUCGCGUGCCCUUUGUCUGUGUGCUAACGUUUACGGCGGCAGGUGGCCAGCAUGGCGAUGUCGUUCAGGUGACUCUGGAUAGCUUUACCAUUGGCCGUUUCACAUCCUAUGUACAUGAGGGUUGCCCGGAUGGUUAUAUGCAAAUAGCCGAAUCAGCACGUACCCCCAUCGGUGGCAUGUGGUGUGGCAGCUCUUGGGGUCCCGUAUUAUUCUAUAGUGAGACGCGCUCCUUGAUAUUCACCAUCAAACUAAACAGACUGGCAAGGGAUCAAAGCGGUUACAAUUUCGACUUUCGCAUUCGAUACAAAGUACUAUCCAAGGACAGUUCAGUGACACGCUAUGGGGGCAUAAAGCUAGCAGAGCUCGCCCAGUGGCACAAUCGCAGCAGUUUUCUCAAUCAGCAACAGCAGCAGCAGCAGCAGCAACACCAACAGCAGCAGCAGCAUCAGCAGCAGCAACAGGGCACAGGAGCUGCCUUGCACGAGUUUACCAACUCAAGUGGAGCCCGAUCGGAUCGGUAUGGUCAGGAUUUUAGUCUUUUUAGUGCCUAUGCCAAUAAUAAGACAUUUAUGGACUCAUUGGAGAAACCAUUGAUCAAGGAUGAACUUAAUUACACCGAACCGAAAUAUUAUUUGGGUGAUCUCAUUCCUGGCACAUAUUGCUCACGCAUAUUCAGUGAUUGCGACAAGAAGUCGUGUCGCCUGCAAUCACCCAAUUUCCCUGGCAUCUAUCCACGUAAUCUUACUUGCUACUAUGCGGUGCGACAGCACGAUGUGCCCCAUGGCAAACAUGCUUUGAUUCUAGUCAAACAGCCGAAGGGCAAUCUGGUCUGGAUUUCCACACAGGAAACGGCCGCCACUAACAAAAUGGCGCCACCACCCAGUGCCAGUGACAAGGACAAGAAAUUCGAGCCGAGACUAAAAACAUGGAAUGACUGCGAUUACAUUCAGGAAAAUGUAAAACCCAAAUGGAAAUCAACGGACUACGUGACUGUCUAUGAUGGUUAUACCACACGUGAUCCCAUAAUAUUGAAGUUUUGCGGUGGAGGUCAGGCAGUGCCCGCAGCUGUCUCCAGCGGCCCGGAGCUAUUGGUUGAGUUCAGCACGUCGCCAUUUGGCACCUUUACGGGCACCUCAUCGCAAGUGCUGCCACUAUACGGAUUCCAAUUGGAGGUGGAAGUUCAAUUCGUGGAUAUUCAAAGUCCAACAUACUCAAAGAACAAAAAACCAUGCGAAUUCUGGAUACGCGGAGCUGGUCGUGGCAUUCUAGAGAAUCCCAAACACUCGUUGGCCCCCAAUUCCACGUGCCUGUACCAUUUGCAGGGCAUGGGAGUCUUCAAGACCUUUGAUCAUCUAAGUUUAUCCCGUCGCACCAAUAGUCAAUCGGGCAUACAUCAACCCUUGUCACGCUUUAAGGUUUGGAUUUCUGUUUUGAAAUUCAACUUAGAUCCCGAAUUCGGACAGAUCGAUGAGACAUCAGUGGGGGCAAUUGGAGUACUACAGACACAGGAGGAUUGUAGUGGCAUGUUGCGCAUUUGGGAUGGCACGCUAAGGGAUCCACCCGUCUGCAAGGAUCUCAACUGCAUCAGCGAAACGAGCGCCUACAACUCAUUGGGCCACUAUAAUCAUAAUUCCACCAAUGUCAUUGCUCGCUUCUGUCGGGGAACUAUACCACGUACUUGCGAUCGCUCGAAUAUCAAUGAAACCUACGCCAGACCAUGCACCAUUUCGGAGAGUUAUGUGUCCAGCAGUGAUGCCAUUACUCUGGAAUUACGCAAUACCGAAUCAACAGUGUUGAGACCCCUGGACUUUAAGCUAAAAUAUGAGUUUAUUGAUCUGCAUCAAGAUGGUCUGCCAAUGGGCGGUGGGGAGCACGAUUGUAAUCGCAAGUUUCUUAGCAAUAUGAUGGAUCGCAAGGAUCCGGCCAUCUUUCGUAGUGUACGCAACAUUUUUCUAUUCGGACGCGGAGGUACACGAAAUUUGAAAUGUGUCUAUAAAUUUGAAGCUCUGCGCGGCGAAAGGGUUCGCAUUAAAUUGCGCAAAGUGACAACAACAAAUCGGCCAUGCUACUCAAGAUUGGAUGAGGACAUUAAUCGAUCGUUUUGCUAUGGCGACACAAAUGUUCGAAUCGAGAUAUUUGAACGUCCCUAUCAGGACUCGAUUCUGUUGCAUCGCGGUUGCCUUUGCAACUCUUCAAAUGAAUCACAUUUACCCGUGGAAUAUACAUCGACCAGUCGGGAUGUGGAAGUGCAUUUUAUAGCCCAAAAUAUGACGACUCUGGAUGACCCGGAUACAGUGAACUUUGAGGGGAUGUUUGAGUUUGUCAAGGCACCAACUAGCUGCAAGGAUGGACGUCGCAAAUUCGGACCCAGCGGCACCAUAGACAUGACCUUUGGAGAUAUUGAAUGCCGCUCUCGACCUUGGCUAAUUGAACCGUCGAAUGGAAACAAAUUUCUUUAUGUGCGUCUUAAGGCCAUCUUUUUAAGCAAACACAAUCCCAAAAAGAGUCUGAACUCCACCUUUGUGCAGGCCGAUAGCUGGCGCUGUGAGACAAAAUCAAGAGCUGUUCUAACCACAUCGGAGGGUCUCACCAUAGUGGCCUGCCCUUUGAGUCCGGAAUCGAGUGCAUAUGAGUUUGUCGAGAUCUUUAGCUCUGGCUGGAAUGAGCGUCCCAACUUUGCCCUGGUCAAUAGAUCUAAAGCCAUUAGUGUUGAGUUUCUAAGGCCAGGCAAUGGCGAAUACACAUUCAACUGGAUGGAGCUAAUGCCCAGACCCACUCUCAGCAUGGCGGAGGAUUGUCAAUACAAGUGCGCCGAGUUGGGUGCUUGUGUUAAUGCCAGCGUUUGGUGUGACGGUACUGUCCAUUGUCCUUCCGGCGAUGAUGAGGCCUUCCUGCAGUGUUCGGCCCUAAUGAAAUUGCCCGCCGAAAUUUUGGCCACACUUUGCCUCAUUUUUGUGCUCUCGUGUUGUGCAUUUGCUGCCUUUGCCUACAAGAAAAUCAAACGGAAACUACGCGGUUCUUCGGUGCUGCAGACACGCCUCAAAUCUCUCAGCUCUAUGGAUACAGCCGUUUUGGAUGAAAAGGAGAGAAAAAUCGUCGUCGAGACCAAGAUCUAAGCCUUUUGGAGAGCAGCCAGUCAGAGCAGCCGGCAAAAAGGGCAGGGAGCAGGGAUCAGGGAUUCCAAAGGCAAAACAGCAACACAGACUGAUACAGAAUGAGAAAAACAGAGCCAGAGAGUGUGUGUGAGAGAAAGAGAGAAAUUGAG
This is a messenger RNA of Drosophila willistoni, 4096 nucleotides long. RefSeq lists its product as uncharacterized. Gene Ontology annotation, molecular function: protein binding. The record is from RefSeq and is a predicted model, not a curated record. NCBI's taxonomy places the organism in Eukaryota, Metazoa, Arthropoda, Insecta, Diptera, Drosophilidae. Gene Ontology annotation, cellular component: plasma membrane. The transcript is spliced from 18 exons. Bases 12 to 3947 code for a protein of 1311 amino acids.